Molecule: messenger RNA, 2287 nt
Organism: Paramecium sonneborni
Lineage: Eukaryota; Ciliophora; Oligohymenophorea; Peniculida; Parameciidae
Source: the annotation of a GenBank genome assembly
AUGAAUGCCGAUAAAAUCAAAAAUUUAAAGAAUUUCUUUGAUUCUGAAUAUUUUACACCUGAGAUGCUAUUACAAAACAUUUCUAAAUAUAGAGAAUAACCUGACAUACUUAAUUUAUUAUACACUAUUAUGCUAAAUUUAGAAGAUAAAAUAAUUUCAUUCUAUUCUCCAUAAUUUUGUUAAUUGUUAAUCAAAACUGAAAUUGCUUAAUUAUUUGAUUUUUUCAAGAAAAAAUGCAGUUAAUCAAGACCUUUAUUUUUUAAUGUAUGAAUAUAAUGUUAAAUUUAUAAGCUUUAUUGGUUACUUGGUGCAUAUUUAUAAUUAGAAAAAUAGAAAAAAAAGAAGGAAAAAAUUGAUUUAUUUUUAAGGGUAUGAGAUUUAAAAUUAAUAAAAAAGCAAAUGGAAAUGUCAAUGGUAAAUGGGGAGUUUAAUGAGAAAGCAUUUGAGAUUUAAGAUUAAGAAUAAUUGAAUUAAAUUUUACUGAAAGAUUUUUAGUAAAAAGAUUUAAGACAAGAAUAUUUUACAGAAAUGUAAAAGUUUAUGGGAACAUUGAUAAAACAUUCAUUAGUAUUGAAGGAAUUUCCAAAAGAUGAUAGAAAACAUCAUUUAAAAUUGUUAAUACAGAAACAAAAUUAAAAUUUAUAAAAAAUAGUAAAAAAGUUCUAAUUUGGAGUGAUAUUACCAUUUUAUGAUGAAAAAGAUGAUUAAAAUAAAUCAUAAUACAUUGUAAAUAUAUUAGAGAAACAUUAAAUAUGUUUUCAUACAAAAAAGAGAGUACCUUAUUUGAUAUUAGUAGAAACUAUUAAGUAAUUUAUUUAUAUAUAACAGUUAGUUCUAAAGACUUAGAAUAGUAUUAAGCAAUUCCAGCUUAAUCUUAACCAAAUAUUGAAGUAGUAGGAUAUGUAGAAGCUUAAUUAAAUGAUUAAGGAUUUGAGAAGUAAUUGGCCUAAAUAGAAUAGGAGGAAUAGAAAUUAUAUCAUGAAGCCUUAGAAAAAAUAAUGUAAAUGGAAAAGAAAGGAAAAAGAUAAAGUUAAAUUAUGUAAACAAUAGAUUCAUAUAUGCAAAAAUAAGUAAUAUGUAACUGAAAAUAGAAAAAAUCAUAAAUGAAUGGAAAAGACAUAAAAUAAAGUGAUGUAUUAAAAUAAGAAGGUAUUUAAAAAAGAAAAGCUUCAUUGACAACUAAUUAAAAUUUAUCAUACACUAGAAAUUUUAGAAAAUCUAAUUCCUAAGAAAGGAAUGAUUAGAAAUCAGAAGAAUGUUAUAAGACAUUGUAAUAGAUUUUGCCAAUAGAGAAAUUACAUAUAUUGAAAAAAUUUAAAAAAAGAAAGCAUUCUUUAUGGGAAUAAGUAUAGAAUUGAUUUAAUAUAGAGUUGGGAAGAAAGAAUUUAAAAUUAUAAAAAAGAUUCAAGAUAUUAUCAUUUCCCUUCAUAUAAAAUACGACCAAUUAUAAUAAAAGGAGGUGAUGAUUUAAGAUAAGAAAUGUUCGCUAUUUAGAUGAUGAAACAGUUUAAUAAAAUAUUUAAAGAAGCAGAAGUUAAUUUAUAUUUGAGACCAUAUUAAAUAAUAGUAACAUCAGCAAAUUCUGGAAUAGUAGGUAAUUAUUAUAUUUAUUAUUAAGAAUAUAUUCCAAAUACAAUAUCAAUAGAUGGUCUUAAGAAAAUGUUUGGUAAUGGUACUAAGACAUUAUAUUAAAUUUAUUAAGAAAUAUUUGGAAGUGUAUUUGAAGAAGCAUAAAAAAACUUUAUUGAAAGCUUAGCUAGUUAUUCUGUAUUUUCAUAUUUGAUGUAGGUUAAUUUUUAAAUAAUAAAAAUAUUAGGUAAAAGAUAGACAUAAUGGAAAUUUAUUAAUAGAUGAUAGAGGUCAUAUAAUUCAUAUAGAUUUUGGAUUUCUAUUAUAAACAUCACCUGGAGGUGUUAAUUUUGAAUCAGCUCCAUUUAAAUUAACAUAAGAAUAUGUAGAAUUAAUGAUGGGAAAAGAAAGUGAUUAUUUUGGUUAUUUUAAAUCAUUAAUGACUAAAGGAUUUUUAGCAUUAAAGAAAUAUGUAAUAGAAAUAGAAAACUUUUUUAAAAUAAUGGUAGAGAAAUCUGAUUUACCUUGUUUUGCAAAUUUAGAUUUAAAAUUAUUUACAAGUAGAUUUUAAUUAAAUGCUACUGAUAAAGAAGUAAUAAUAUAAACAUAAAUUUAGAUAAUGGAUUUAGUUGAUAGAUUAAUUAAUUAAAGUUUAUCAAGUUGGAGAACAGCAUAAUAUGAUAAUUUCUAAAAGAGAACUAAUGGAAUAUUGCCAUGA